This is a messenger RNA of Phragmites australis (common reed), 1793 nucleotides long. Its product is annotated as galactoside 2-alpha-L-fucosyltransferase-like. The coding region runs from base 1 to 1647 and encodes 548 amino acids. Lineage: Eukaryota; Viridiplantae; Streptophyta; Magnoliopsida; Poales; Poaceae. Gene Ontology annotation, cellular component: membrane; Golgi apparatus. The transcript is spliced from 3 exons. The record is from RefSeq and is a predicted model, not a curated record. Gene Ontology annotation, biological process: xyloglucan biosynthetic process; cell wall biogenesis. Gene Ontology annotation, molecular function: galactoside 2-alpha-L-fucosyltransferase activity.
AUGGCAAGCUGGCAUCAUCACAGUUCUCACGGAGGCAAUAAGCUUAUCGAGAUGAAAUCCUCUUGGCUGCCAGAUUGGGCGCUCAUCGAGAUCUCUUGCCAAGGCUCUGCGGCGAGGAGGGGCCAAUUUCUCGACUCGGAUCCCGCCAGGCUCUCCAGCGGCGGCGACCUGCACCAUGCCCCACCGCGCGAUGAACAUGGAACCUCAGUGUCUUCCAAAGUUAAAAAGGACAAACUUAUUGGUGGCCUGUUAGAUCCUGGUUUCGAUGAACAGUCAUGUCUAAGCAGAUACCAGUCAGUAUUGUAUCGAAAAGAAUCACCCCAUUUACCAUCGACAUACCUUCUGGAAAAACUAAGGGAACAUGAAGUUCUCCAGAAGAAGUGUGGCCCACAUACAGUAUUAUACAAGAAAGCUACUGAGCAGCUAAAGUCUGGUCAGGAUAUUAAGGUCAGGGAUUGUAACUAUUUGGUCUGGGUAUCUUAUAGUGGUCUUGGGAACAGGAUCUUAACUAUUGCCUCAGCAUUUCUCUAUGCCAUCCUUACAAACAGAUUUUUACUUGUUGAUGGAGAUAAAAGCACUGCAGAUCUUUUCUGCGAACCAUUCCCUGAAACAUCAUGGUUAUUACCGUCGGAUUUUCCUAUUAAGCAGUUUAAGAAAUUCAGUACUGGUCCUCGUGAGAGUUAUGGAAACAUGCUGAAAACUAGAAUUAUCCGUUCUGAUGGUUCUUUUAAGGGCCCUAACCCUGCCUUCCUCUAUCUUCAUCUGGCUCAUGACUACGAUGACUAUGAUAAGCUUUUUUUCUGUGAACAUAAUCAGCAAUAUCUUCACAGAAUCCCAUGGCUCAUCUUAAAAUCUGAUAAUUACUUUGUACCUUCACUUUUCCUGAUCCCAGCAUACCAAGAGGAACUCAUGAGGCUUUUUCCUCAGAAAGAUACUGUUUUCCAUCACUUGGGACGUUACUUGUUCCACCCUACCAAUGUUGUCUGGGGUUUGAUUACAAGGUACUAUGAUUCUUAUCUUGCCAAAGCUGACGAAAAGUUGGGUAUUCAGAUCAGAGUCUUUGAUACUGAAACUUGUCCGUUUCAGCAUGUCUUGGAUCAGGUCCUUGCAUGCACACUGAAGGAAAAGCUGUUGCCGGAAGUUAAUGCUCAACGGCCAAUUGUAUCAACAAGAAACAUCAGAUCGAAAGUUGUUCUGGUCACUUCUUUAUACUCUGGAUACUACGAAAAGAUUAGGAACAUGUACUGGGAACAUCCAACGACAAAUGGUGAGAUAAUUAGCUUCCACCAGCCAAGUCACGAGGAGCAUCAGAAUUCAGACAAGAAAAUGCAUAACAUGAAAGCAUGGGCAGAGAUUUAUCUGUUAAGCUUAUCUGAUGUUAUGGUAACAAGUGCAUGGUCAACUUUUGGGUACGUUGCCCAGGGUCUGAGUGGUUUGAAGACGUGGCUUAUGUUCAAGCCUGAAAACAGCACCGCGCCUAAUCCACCUUGCCAUCAAGUUAUGUCCAUGGAACCGUGCUUUCACGCUCCACCUUUCUAUGAUUGCAAAGCUAGGAGGGGAACUGGUACGGGAAAUCUUGUUCCGCAUAUAAGACAUUGUGAAGAUAUGAGCUGGGGGAUCAAGCUAGUUGAUAAGAAUGAAUGGUAGAUGUGGUGGUUUUACUUUGUUCAACUCAUAUAUGUACAGUACAAGUCAACACUUUCUGCUAUACAUUUUUCAGGCAUAGGUUUAUCUUUGUAUCUAUAUUGAGCAAGAUUUUCUGACUUAGUUAAUACGAAAGAAGUGACUCGGAA